This is a messenger RNA of Aspergillus alliaceus, 1463 nucleotides long. RefSeq names its product TDT family transporter. Gene Ontology annotation, biological process: transmembrane transport; sulfite transmembrane transport. The coding region runs from base 329 to 1423 and encodes 364 amino acids. The record is from RefSeq and is a predicted model, not a curated record. NCBI's taxonomy places the organism in Eukaryota, Fungi, Ascomycota, Eurotiomycetes, Eurotiales, Aspergillaceae. Gene Ontology annotation, cellular component: plasma membrane. Gene Ontology annotation, molecular function: sulfite transmembrane transporter activity. The transcript has 5 exons.
GCGAUUUAAGGGUGGUUGUGUCUUGGCGGUACCGCCUUUCACCAGACGUAGAGCAUAUAGAAAUCUUUUUCAUCAUCUGUAAACUUCUCCCUGAAGACAACGAGACCCGAUAACUCGGCAAGGAAUCCGGCCGCGAGCGACCCUGAUCUAGUCGAUAAGAUACCUCCUACCAUUCUCUUCAUGGCCAACAACGUCGUAGAACCAGAAUCGCAAAGAUGCCCAGCGGACAGUGGACCAACAUGGACAGGCCCUUUAGCCUCGAAACAUGAGACUGGCUGGCGCCAUAUAGUGCGAAAUUUUACUCCUGCGUAGGUGGUUUUCAGCAAACAUGGGUACUGGAAUUGCAUCUAUCCUACUCAAUACCUUACCAUACAAUGGGAGAUGGCUCUACUGGAUAUCAGUGAUACUAUUUGCCCUAAAUGUGCUGUUAUUCCUUGGCUUUUUGCUCCUAACAGUUCUUCGGUAUCUGCUGUACCCUGAAAUAUUCCCAGUGAUGAUUACUCAUCCAGCUCAAUCAUUAUUCCUGGGUACUUUCCCAAUGGGCCUCGCCACGAUUAUUAACAUGAUUUGCUUUGUCUGCGUGCCUGCGUGGGGAAUCUGGGCAAGUUACUUUGUCUGGGGGCUGUGGAUAGCUGAUGCUGUUGUCUCUGUACUAACAUGCUUUGUGGUGCCGUUCAUCAUGAUGACGCGGAGUUCCGAAAUCACGAUAUCAUCUAUGAGCGCAGCAUGGCUACUUCCCGUCGUAGCAUGCGUCGUCGCCGCAGCCUCUGGUGCCAUUGUCGCGGAUGUAUUGCCAGAUCCACAAUAUGCGUUCGGAACCAUUAUCGUCAGCUAUGUAUUAUGGGGAGUGGGGGUACCUCUUGCGCUGAUGAUAAUCGUCAUUUAUCUCCUGCGACUGAUGCUCCACAAGCUUCCGCCAAAGCAGCUCAUUGUCAGCAUGUUUUUGCCUCUCGGACCUCUUGGGCAAGGCAGUUAUGGCAUCCAAAAGCUGGGUCAAGUGUCUCAGAAAAUCUUCCCUGAAGCCCACACUCUUCGACCGGGAACGGGAGAGGUCUUCGAAAUGAUGGGCUUUUUCAUCGGACUACUACUAUGGGCUUUCGGACUUCUCUGGCUUUUCUUCGCUGUGGCUUCUAUUAUUCGCACCCGGAAAUUCCCAUUCAAUCUUGGCUGGUGGGCAUUCACUUUCCCUCUCGGUGUGUAUGCUACCAGUACAUGUCAAUUGGGUCGCGAGAUGCCAUCACGGUUUUUCCGCGUGGUCGGUACGAUAUUCUCAGUUUGUGUGGUGUUAUUAUGGAUCCUGGUGACGUGUCUUACCACUAAAGGUAUCUAUGAUCGGAGUCUCUUCGUCGCGCCUUGUUUGGCGGAUUUGCGGAAAAAGCAGGAGAGGAAGCAAGGGGAACAGCUUCAUAUCGAAGAGAAAUAGUUACACUAAUGGCUUUGUAAUGUUAACGGAGGUCGCAUGC